AUGAACUCUUUCUCUGCAAAUGAGGACACCCGCAAGGGUGUCAGCAGCAAGGACAGCAAUCCUUCCGAAAAGCGACCUACUUCCCAAGGUCUUAACCCCACUGCACCCGCUUUUACGCCCAAGACACUCAUCAGUCAGAGCUCCGACAAGGACAAGACUCCAUCUGGACUUGGGGUGUCUCAGGAGGAGACGGAACUCGAAGAAGAGUUUCCGGGCUUAACUGAAACCCGUCCAAUUCCCGUAUGGGUUUCUCAAGAGAGUGGCCAAGAGCUGUCGAACUCGCAGCUGCGGCGACGACGCCGCUGGCGCAAGUCCGCUCGAGAGGCAGAAGAACGCAAAGCCCUGAAGGAGCAGCAAGAUCUCAAGGCCGAGUAUGCUAAGCUCAAUGAGGAGGAGGCUGGGCCGUCUGACUGGGUCAACCGGCGCCAGAACUACAAAAAGAAGCGCGGGGGCUUCUUAAACAACGUCAAGCCCCGUGAUGGCGAAUCCAAGUGA
This is a messenger RNA of Fusarium sp. VM40, 495 nucleotides long. The record is from the annotation of a GenBank genome assembly. Lineage: Eukaryota; Fungi; Ascomycota; Sordariomycetes; Hypocreales; Nectriaceae.